AUGAAUAGCGCAGCAUUCGCGCUUCCAGGCCCACGAGGACCCUCAAUUAGUUUAACACCUUUCGAAGCGCCGAUACCAAUGUAUUCACCAUCUGGAAGUGGUGGCAUUUCACGUUCCGUGAAAAUGGAAUCGGGCGGAUUAUGCAAAAAAUCCAGGAUACGAUACACGUGUUACGCAACGACUUGUCUAAACAACAAUAUGAAGAGACGACAGUUCAAGCAAGCCGAAGAAAGGCCUAUUUCUCGCAGAAUAACCGAGAGAACAAAUAAACGAGAACCGAUCGCGCAACGAUCAGGCGAUGUUUAA
This is a messenger RNA of Anisakis simplex (herring worm), 306 nucleotides long. The record is from the annotation of a GenBank genome assembly. NCBI's taxonomy places the organism in Eukaryota, Metazoa, Nematoda, Chromadorea, Rhabditida, Anisakidae.